This is a messenger RNA of Biomphalaria glabrata, 1779 nucleotides long. RefSeq names its product tubulin epsilon chain-like. NCBI's taxonomy places the organism in Eukaryota, Metazoa, Mollusca, Gastropoda, Planorbidae. Gene Ontology annotation, molecular function: structural constituent of cytoskeleton; GTP binding. The transcript has 12 exons. Gene Ontology annotation, biological process: mitotic cell cycle; microtubule cytoskeleton organization. The coding region runs from base 195 to 1646 and encodes 483 amino acids. The record is from RefSeq and is a predicted model, not a curated record. Gene Ontology annotation, cellular component: microtubule; cytoplasm.
CAUUUUUGUUUAUGUCUAGUUACAGUUGCCGUGAGUUGCCUCAAGCAAGCGAUGUCGACAUAUUUAGCAUUUCAGAUUUAUAUCUAGAUCUAGUAUCUAGAUCUAAUACUAAAAUAAGGAAACAUUUUUUUAAGAAAAGAAAAUCAAAAAUGACAAAUUUGCUUCAUUUUAUUACAGUUACUCAACCUUUUUAAAUGACACAGUCGAUCAUUGUGCAGGGCCAAUGUGGAAACCAAAUUGGCUGCCGCUUUUGGGAUUUGGCUCUAAGAGAGUAUGCACAAGUGAAUAAGGAUGGUGUUUAUGAUGAUUCCAUUGGAAGCUUUUUUCGCAACGUUGACAGCAGACAUGAAGAUCCAGCAAACAUUCCACUGGGCGAAGGCAAAGGGAAAAUCAAGUCUCUUAAGGCUCGAGCAGUCUUAGUUGACAUGGAAGAAGGUGUGGUCAGUGAGCUGAUGAAAGGGCCACUGGGAGAAGUCUUUGACUGCAGACAACUACUUACUGAUGUGUCUGGCUCAGGUAAUAACUGGGCCACGGGUCACAAAAUGUAUGGCUCCCAGUACAAGGAACAAUUGUCAGAAGCUGUUCGUAGAGCUGCAGAGUUCUGUGAUUGCCUUCAGUGUUUCUUUGUCAUUCAUUCCAUGGGGGGAGGCACUGGAUCUGGUGUUGGAACAAGGAUCCUCAAUCUGUUAGAAGAUGACUAUCCAGAUGUAUAUAGGUUUGUUACUGCAGUUUAUCCUUCAGCAGAAGAUGAUGUUAUUACCUCCCCUUACAAUAGUGUCUUGGCUAUGAGAGAGUUAACCAAUCACGCUGACUGUGUCUUGCCUAUUGAAAACCAGGCGCUGGUUGACAUUGUAAACAAAAUAACCCAAGCACUGCCACCAACCAAAUCUGGAAAACGUGUGUACGGAGUAUCUCCUGCAGUGAAACCAGACAGUGCCCUUACUACAGGAACUGCUGUUGGCUCACCCGAAGAGAAACCUUUUGACAAGAUGAACAACUUGGUUGCUAAUCUUUUGUUAAAUUUGACAAGCUCAGCAAGAUUUGAAGGUUCUCUAAAUAUUGAUCUGAAUGAGAUCACCAUGAACUUGGUGCCAUUUCCUAAGAUGCACUAUUUAGUAGCAAGUCAGACACCACUCUAUUGCAUGGCAGAUGUCAAGGUUCCACCAAGAAGGCUUGAUCAGAUGUUCUCUGAUGCCUUUGCGAAAGACCACCAGAUGUUGAAGGUUGAUCCUAAGCACAGUUUGUAUCUAGCCUGUGCCUUGAUGGUCCGUGGAAAUGUAGAGCUUUCUGAUAUCAGAAGAAACAUUGACAGGCUGAAACCUAACCUUAACUUUGUCCACUGGAAUGAGGAGGGCUGGAAAACUGGUCUCUGUUCUGUGGCACCUGUUGGUCAGCCUUACUCCCUGCUCACCCUGGCCAAUAACACGUGUAUACAUAAUACAUUCACUGACAUCAGAGAUAGAUUCACCAAGUUAUUUAAGAGAAAGGCUCAUCUUCAUCACUACACUCAGGUGGAUGGGAUGGACAUGUCAGACUUCACCGACAGUCUGGAGUCACUCAACUCUGUCAUUGCAGACUACUAUAACUUGGAGCAGACCAUGGGUCAGCCAGUGGUCAUGGAACCAAGACUUCAGAUAGCAUCCUAAUGUUUACUCUUUAUAUGUGAUUGUUGCUAUAAGUGAGUGUGUGUGUGGGGGGGGGGAGGUGUAAUCUGAUUUGAAUUGUGAGUUUUUUUUAUGUAUGUAUUGAAAUUUAAUAUGAAAUAAAUAAUUAAAUAUA